AUGGGCCGCGAGACCAUCGGAGAGUUCUUCCACCAUUCUGAAGUGCCUAAACUAGACCUCGUAGACCUCCACGACACCACAAACUACAAAUACACAGCGGAGCCAGAAGUGAAAAGAUCUGAAUCCUCUUCCUACGAUGGCGGACUUGCCAAGCGAAAACAAGGCAGAGGUCAACGUUUUCAAGGACAUAAAUGGAACACGUACCACUUCCUUUGGGAAGUCAACGAAUGGAUCGGACUGCGCCAUUUAUUCAUGAUAUUUUUAAUAAUCGCGUACACUACCAUUGGCGCAUAUCUGUUUUAUCGAAUCGAAUCGAAAAAUGAACGAAUAGUUUAUCCUAUUAGGAUGAAGGAGCUGAGCGCAAAAGUUUUUAGCAUAGCGAAGAAAUUUAAGAAAAAUGCUACAUGGAACUCUUCAACGAUUUUUGAAGAAUUAAAGGCCGACUAUAGAGCUCUAUCCAACUUUGACAACAUCUAUAAAUGGUCUACGUACUAUCGCACGGAAGUGCAAUACAAAUGGAAUGCUUGGAGCUCAACUUUCUUUGCAAUGAAUCUAUACACUACCGUAGGUUAUGGCACAAUCGCUGCUGAAACUUUGACUGGUAUUACUUGCGUUAUGAUCUAUACAAUGUUGUUCUGUCCAAUAACAAUGGUAAUCAGCCGUGAUUUGGGACAAUUUGGUCUUGUUUAUCUGACGAAAUUAUAUGGCUUAUUGAAGUUCAGAUUUACGUCUACGACAGAAAAAGCCAAAAUACACGCUGAUGAUCUCAUUAUUUUACCUGUAAAGUACGGAUGGCUUGCCAUGUUUGUCUUCCUUUACUACUACGACAGCCUAACAGGACCAAAUUCUGGUUUGUCGUGGUGGGAGUGCUUCUACUUUUCGGUUCAAACAUACACUACCGCUGGUUUUGGUGACAUCAUGCCUAUUAAUGUCACUUUCGACCCAAUUGUAGGCCUCGUAUACUUCUUUUGUUUGCCAAUUCUCAAAGUCGUAAAUCGAAUGACGUACUUAUACUUGGAGAAUGGAAUCCAUGGAUAUUUCGCUAUAGUGGAGUCAGAAGUAAACCGCUACUUGAAUACCGCGCAUUCUUCGGACUCAUCGAUAACAACUGCACAACUCGCAACAUGCACAAGCAAUAGAGACUAUUUGGAUACGCAAGAAUCGGAAUGGGCGAGCAAUCUUACCAUUCACUCAUUGGCUGCGAUGGCAUCCAGCACGGCCGACGUUUUCGGCGGAAAUCUUGGAAGAAUCGAUGUGAGAACGGACGAGCUGCAGCCUGCACGAGAUUCAACCAGAAACUCUAGUAAUGCUGCUUAA
Messenger RNA from Strongylus vulgaris, 1317 nucleotides. The record is from the annotation of a GenBank genome assembly. NCBI's taxonomy places the organism in Eukaryota, Metazoa, Nematoda, Chromadorea, Rhabditida, Strongylidae.